Messenger RNA from Trichomonas vaginalis G3, 1986 nucleotides. Its product is annotated as RNI-like family. The transcript has a single exon. NCBI's taxonomy places the organism in Eukaryota, Parabasalia, Trichomonadida, Trichomonadidae. The coding region runs from base 1 to 1986 and encodes 661 amino acids. The record is from RefSeq and is a predicted model, not a curated record.
AUGGCGACUAACGAACCUCCGUAUACAUCAAGGAUGAUGUAUUUGGUCGGUAACGGCAACCAAGAGAGAUGUUCUUUCGACUUUUCUCUUCUUUCUUUUGAUGAAUACAAGCCAUUCUUUAAUGGACUUCCGAAUUUUAUUUUCAAGAAGUGCAAACACAUUAGAUUUUGCAAUGACUUCUACUACGAGUACAAGAAAGAUGGUCGCCACAGUAAGAGGCGUGAACAAAUCAUCGGCGCUUCAAUUAUGUACAAUCAUCCACCAUACUUGCAAUAUCUUACAAAGAUUAUUAAGCGUGUCGUUCCAAAAUCUCUCCAUCUCGAAACCCUCGAAUUCUCAAACAUCAAAAUCCCUUCAAAAUAUAUUAACACGAUUUGCCACGCUGUUGCCAACUCAACAUCCGUAAUUAACGUUAUUUUCUCAGAUGUUCCACUUGGCGAUCGUGGAUUCAAUGAGUUAAUGGACAAUGUCUCUCCUUAUCAAAUCCAAACAAUCACAGUAAACAAUGGUGGUUUAACUGCCAAAGUUACUGACAUGGUUCGCGAAUUUUUGAAUAAGAGACCACACAAUGCAUGCAUUGUCCGUUCAAUCAAAGAAAUCAACAUCAAACAAGAAGAUUUUCCACCAGAGGAGCUCGAGAUCAUCAGACAGAUGAUUGCAGCCGCCCAGAAGGAUGAUGAUGACUGGGAUACUGCAGAGCAAUGGGAGUCAAGAGCACUUCCACAGACAGAAUUCUUCGAAUCUUCUACAGUCGAUUUAGCAAAGCGUCCAGUUCCAGUACACAAGAGACAAGGAUCCCGCUUACCAGACAUCGAGACAGAUUCUGACUCUUCAAACGAUAACCUUGACAAAUCUCCAAAAUCAAGCCACUCGCACAAGUCAAAGAAGAGCAAAUCCGGACUUGGCAAGAUCGAAAAAUCAUCCGAAUCUACACGCCGCUCCAGUAUUAUGGAGGUUAAGCCAUUAAAGUCUAAUAAAUCCUCAGACAGCGAAAGCGGAGACGCUCCAAUCAUCAAGAAGGCACCACAGAUCCCAAUACCAGUCAAUACAAAGUCCCGUGACCUCAAACUUGAUGAAUCUUCAUCUUCUUCCUCAUCUGAUGAAAAGGAAGACUCUUCCAAGCACGAGAAGGAAGUUUCUGAGAAGAAGGUCGCAUCUCCAGCUCCUGUUAAGGCUGCUCCACAAGAAUCUCCAAAACCAAAGGAAUCUCCAAAGGCUUCACCACUUCCAUCACCGAAACAAGCACCAAAACAAGAUAAAUCAAGCGACAGUGACAAAGAAGACGAAAAAUCCUACUCAUACGAAAAUUCUUCAUCUCAUGAAGAAAAACCACCAAUGCUCGUUGUUAUUAACCACGACAAUGUUUCAAACAAGUCCGCAAAAAGUAGUUCCUCCGAUCAUUCCGAUAACGAUGAAAAACCUGUCAUAAUUAACCAUAAAAGUGACAACUCCGACCACUCAGAAAAAGAAGAGUCUUACACUGAAUAUUCUGACAGCGAGGAAGUCCAUUCAUUACAGAAGGAAGGUGUCGAAGAGAUCUCAAUUCCAUCCCAAGAGCAAUCAGAAAACAAAGUAGUUCUUCAUGUCUCUGAUGAAGUGAUGCAAAAGAGUAUUAACAAUAACAACAACGAUGAAGACAAAACAACAUUUACAACAGAAGUCAUCGAGGAAUACGAAGAACAAUACACGUUUGUUACUGAAGAACCAACAAAAACUGAGGAAAAUUCAAAGAAUAAGGAAGAAAAGUCCGAAAAAACAGAGAAAUCCCAGAAAUCAGAGAAAUCUGAGAAGAGCGCUAAGGAAGAAAACAAUGACGACGAAGAAAAGUCUUCUUCUAGCUCUUCUUCCUCUUCAUCUUCUUCUAAGAGCAAAUCUGGAAGUAAGAAGGCUGAUGAACCAUCAGAAUCUAUUACAGUUAAUGUUGGUGAGGCAAAUACCUGCAAGCCUGACAUCGUGGAACUUGGUGUUCCGGAAACAGGCGCAUAA